CUUCGGAAGUUCCGGGGCUCGUGAACCCGUUCCAUGCCCCGGAUGCUGGUGGGCUCAGUCGCACGGAGAACGAUUGUAGCGAGCAACGAUGACCGCCUUGAAUACGGAAGCAUCCCCACAGCUGGCCGCAGCAGAAGCGAUUGACACGAUAAGGAGGCCAGCAGCGCAAUCCGCGCCACCACAAUUCAAAAAAGAACGGGAACGAUGGCCAGAAAGCCAGAUCUAACCGUCACAUACAAGACGGUUGACACAUGCGCGAUCGAUACCGAUGUCUACGUGCCUCAACCAUCCGAGUUCCGCAGCGACAGCCGCAAUCGCCCCGUCAUCAUCAACAUCCAUGGCGGCGCCUACAUGCUUGGAGCGUCGUCCAUGGUCAACAACGAUCAGGUGAUAGAUUGCUUGGAGCGUGGCUGGAUCGUGGUCGUUCCCAACCACAGGCUGUGUCCUCAAGUCGACAUACUUGACGGGCCGGUGUGCGACAUUCGAGAUCUUUCCACCUGGCUGCACGAUGGGUUUCUGGACAAAGAACUCGAAAAGCUCGGCUCACUGCUUCGGUGCGAUUUGAACCGGGUGAUUGCGUUUGGAACUAGCGCAGGCGGCCAUCUUGCCAUGUGUCUUGGCUUCGAUCAUCCUUAUCGGCCUGCGGCCAUCCUUGACUUCUACGGGCCCAGCCACUUCCACGAUGGAUUCUGGGAGGAGAAGCUGCCGAUGGCCGCAAAGCUGCCGGCAUUCGAUGCUGCGUUUCUCCGCCAGGUCUACGACGAGCACUCGACCUGCACGCGUGGCGGCGUUUCGCUCGAAGGUCAACAGACCCAAGGUGGACCCGACUUCGCCGACCCGCGCGUGGCAUUCGCCUUCGCCCACAUCGCGAACGGGAAGGUCUGGGACGUCUGCUUUCCGUCGAAGGCGUUCGAGAAGAUCGACGCGGCCGCGCGCGUGAGCCCCGAUUUCCCGCCUACGUGCAUCGUGCACGGCGACGCGGACACCAUGGUGCCGAUGAGGCUGAGCAAGAUGCUGUACGACAAGCUGCGCGCAGCCGGUGUCGACUGCGUCCUCAUCGAGGUCCCCGGCGAGGAGCACACCUUUGCCGGAAAAAUGGUCAAGGGUAGCCGGACGUGGGAGAUUCAGCGCAAAGGCUUCGACUGGGUCGAACAGCGGAUACAGCAGCUGCCCUGAUCUGCUGCAAGGGCGCACCCGCCAAAAGAGAUAUUGCUGGAAGGUUGGUAGAAGAUAAGGACAUGGACAUUGUCAACUCUAGCGUACAUGCUCACUGCAAGACUUUUCAAAGAGAAUGGAAAAAAGGGCGUCUAUGCAGGGCGCCAGCUCAACGAAUAGCUGGGGCGUAUUCCCAUGCACAUCAAUAUAUACAUUCGAAUCAACUACACAUUAGCACCCAAGGGAA
Messenger RNA from Verruconis gallopava, 1402 nucleotides. RefSeq lists its product as uncharacterized. The transcript is spliced from 3 exons. Bases 205 to 1176 code for a protein of 323 amino acids. The record is from RefSeq and is a predicted model, not a curated record. NCBI's taxonomy places the organism in Eukaryota, Fungi, Ascomycota, Dothideomycetes, Venturiales, Sympoventuriaceae. Gene Ontology annotation, molecular function: serine-type peptidase activity. Gene Ontology annotation, biological process: proteolysis.